AUGGCGCACCCUUGGGGAUGCGCCAUUGCUAUCACCCCCGCUAAAUUCCCAUGCCAGUCCCCGCGCGGCCCCUGUGCCCGUAUCGACCAAGUCCAGCUCGCUCUCCCCCGUAUCCCUCCCCUUCUCCUGCUCUCCCUCCCAGCGGCGGCCGCCUCGUCGGCGGUGAGCCUCGUCGGACGCGCUCCUCGACGGCGUCGGGUACCUCCCCGCGCGGCCCCUGGCUCUCAAACCUGGUACUGGGUGUGCUGGGUGCUGGUGCACAAGGUGGGCCUGGGGAGCAAAGGCGCGGCGCUGGCCAGCGCCGUCUCCGACUCCACGUACCUGGCCAUACUGUGCCUGUACACGAGGUUGUCCGGUGCCUGCAGGAGGACGUGGACUGGGUUCUCCAUGGAGGCCUUCGCCUUCAAGGAGUUGCGCCAGUUCGCGGAGCUCGCCAUCCCAUCAACAAUGAUGGUUUGUUUCUUGUUUUUCAAAUUUGAACUGCUUGUGCUGUUGUCUGGCCUUUUGCCCAAUCCUAAGCUUGAAACCUCUGUAUUGUCGAUAUGUCUUAACACCGGCGCUCUCAUGUUCACCGUGUCGUACGGUCUCUGUGCAGCCAUAAGCACACGCGUUUCCAAUGAACUUGGUGCCGGUAGGCCUCAGGUAGCGAGGCUCGCAACCAUAGUUGUCAUAUGCAUGGCCCUGUUUGCAGGCUCGGUGAUCUCCAUCACAAUGAUUUUGCUACGCAAGUCUUGGGGUUACAUGUACAGCAACGAGGAGGAAGUGGUGACUUAUAUUGCUAGGAUGAUACCUGUCCUCGGGGUUUCUUUCUUCGUAGAUGGAAUCCACACUUCCCUUUCAGUUUCUGGAAAUACAAAGAACUGUAUUGUUGAUCUUUCAUCUUGA
Hordeum vulgare subsp. vulgare (domesticated barley) is the source of this 885-nucleotide messenger RNA. RefSeq names its product protein DETOXIFICATION 16-like. Gene Ontology annotation, molecular function: xenobiotic transmembrane transporter activity; antiporter activity. Gene Ontology annotation, biological process: transmembrane transport. The transcript has 6 exons. Gene Ontology annotation, cellular component: membrane. Bases 1 to 885 code for a protein of 294 amino acids. The record is from RefSeq and is a predicted model, not a curated record. NCBI's taxonomy places the organism in Eukaryota, Viridiplantae, Streptophyta, Magnoliopsida, Poales, Poaceae.